Molecule: messenger RNA, 270 nt
Organism: Dibothriocephalus latus
Lineage: Eukaryota; Metazoa; Platyhelminthes; Cestoda; Diphyllobothriidea; Diphyllobothriidae
Source: the annotation of a GenBank genome assembly
AAUGACAUCGAGUACUACACUAACGCUGUCUGCCGUGGUUACCUCGCCGAUCCCCAGGAAGUCGCCAACGCUCGCAUCUGGCUUGCCGAGAAGUACGGCUACGAGGCCAUCCCCGAUCCGUCUGCUGGUCCUCUCAAUGAUCUGGCUCUUGUUUGCAAACAGUCCUGGCAGAUCUUCCAUGGAUUGGAGCCCGGCCGGUUGGUUAGCCUGACAGAUCGCGUGGUCAUUAAGCCUAAGUCACCCGAGCGCGAGGAGUUCUAUAAGGGUUGA